Molecule: messenger RNA, 1740 nt
Organism: Coniosporium apollinis CBS 100218
Lineage: Eukaryota; Fungi; Ascomycota; Dothideomycetes
Exons: 4
Coding region: 1-1740 (579 amino acids)
Biological process (GO): regulation of mRNA splicing, via spliceosome
Cellular component (GO): nucleus
Molecular function (GO): zinc ion binding; mRNA binding
Source: RefSeq, a predicted model, not a curated record
AUGGCCUGGCGGAACCAAGGCAUCACAGGCUCGAACAACAUCCCGCUCGGAAACCGACGAAGGUUCGGCGGCGAUAGCGUCACGCCUUCCGAUGAUGGAGGCUACAAUCCUUCUGAGCCAGCGACGGGCCUCUCUGAGCUCAGCGCCAAGCGCGGUCGCAGUCCUGUCAUGGAGUUGAAUCCAGACGGCACCAAAAAGCGAAAGAAGCGGAACCGAUGGGGAGAUGCUUCGGAGAACAAGGCUGCGGGUCUCAUGGGUCUCACGACCGCCAUCAGGGCAAACAUGACCAGCGAGCAGCUCGAAGCCUACACUCUGCAUCUGCGCAUCGAGGAGAUCAGCCAAAAGCUGAGGAUCAACGACGUUGUCCCAGCCGAUGGCGACAGGUCUCCCUCGCCGCCGCCCCAGUACGAUAAUUUCGGUCGCCGUGUCAAUACUCGUGAAUACCGCUACCGCAAGCGCUUGGAAGAAGAGCGCCAUAAGCUUAUUGAGAAGGCCAUGAAGGUCAUUCCUAACUAUCACCCACCGUCUGACUACAGACGUCCGACAAAGACCCAAGAGAAAGUCUACGUGCCGGUUAACGAUUAUCCGGAGAUUAACUUCAUUGGUCUACUCAUUGGACCUCGUGGUAACACGCUUAAGAAAAUGGAAACCGAGUCUGGCGCCAAGAUCGCUAUUCGUGGCAAAGGAUCGGUGAAAGAAGGAAAAGGACGAUCUGACGCCGCUCACACCAGCAACCAGGAAGAAGACUUGCACUGUCUCAUCAUGGCAGAUACCGAGGAGAAGGUCAACAAAGCGAAGAAGCUUAUUCACAACGUUAUUGAGACCGCUGCUUCAAUCCCCGAGGGCCAAAACGAGCUUAAACGCAACCAGCUCCGAGAGCUAGCCGCGCUCAACGGUACGCUCCGUGACGACGAAAACCAGGCCUGCCAAAACUGUGGCGAGAUCGGACACCGCAAAUACGACUGCCCGCAACAGCGCAAUUUCACCGCCAACAUCAUCUGUCGUGUGUGCGGUAACGCUGGCCACAUGGCUCGCGACUGUCCUGACCGUCAACGCGGUGCAAGCUGGCGCAACGACGACAGAGGUGGCUUUGGUGGCCGCCCUGCUCCCGGCCGAGUUGGACCGGGCGAUGCAGUCGAUCGCGAGUACGAGUCGCUCAUGCAAGAACUGUCCGGCGGCGCGCCGAUUGCUGCUGGCGCAACUCAACAGCGCAUCGAAGCUGGACCCGGAGGCUAUGACCAGAAUGGCGCAGAUGGAUACGGUGGCGGCGGCGAUCGUGGCAUGAAGCCUUGGGAGCGUGGACCGACCGGCGCAGCAGCCCCAUGGCAGCAACGUGAUCGGGACGACCGUGGCGGUUCAGGCGCAGCGCCUCCUCCUUGGGCUGGUGGUGGACAUGGUGGCGACAGCUAUGGUGGAUACGUACAGCAACAGAGCGGCUACGGCGCUCCGCCUGCUCCAUCAGGUGUCGCUCCCUGGCAACAGGCUGCAGCCGCUCCCCCUCCUCCUGGCGGACAGGCUUACGGCUACGGCGCAUACUCUGGCGCCGGUUACGAUCAAUCUGCAGGCUAUGGUCAAGCACCUGGCAUGGGCGCCCCGCCAGGUAUGCCUGCCGCUCCGCCACCAGGCCUUGGUGCUCUGUUCCAGACCUAUGGCAACGCUGGCAGUCCUCCGCCGCCGCCCCCGCCGGGUGAUGCUGCACCCCCUCCAGUAAGUGUUCACUCCUGGCACGCGUAUCAGUAG